AUGAGUCUUUCUUUAAAUAUAGACUAUAUCGCAAAAAAUAUUCAAACAUAUAUCGAUCAAGAAAACAUUCCAAACAUUUUAGAGAAAGCAAAUCUUGAUCCAACUCUUUUCAAGACUCUUCUUUUGCAAGGUAAAACAAAAUAUUCAUUACCAAAAUUAUAUAAAUUUGUUCAAAAAUGCAAAGUUUGUGUUAAAACAUUUGAAGACGCUAUUAAUAUUCUUAAAAUCUACGAAACCUGUUUGAAACUCGAAUCAUCAUCUGGAUUAAUAGAUUUCUUUACUAAACACAUAGAAAAUCAAAAUAAUCAAACACAACUUCAAAAUGAAAUAUCACAAUUUAAUAUUCAAAAUGCACAACUCAUGAAUGAAAUAUUCAAAUGUCAUAAUGAAAAUAAUCAAUUACAACAAAGAAUUAAUAAAAUUGCGACAAUACAUGAAAUUCCAUUAAAUUCAGAUUUUGAUACAGCUUACAAUUUCCUUAAAGAAUUUUCUAAAAAGCGUGAUAAUUUCCUUGAAGGACUUACAAAGAAGUGUGAUAAUAUUAAAAUGCCUAUUUCAUGUGCAGUUGGAUUAAGUGAAAAGCGAAACUCAGAUGAAAACACAAUCUUGCUUGAAGCAUGUAUUAAUGGGGAUUUCCAAUUUGUUAAAUCUCUUACCGAAUCAGGAUGUGACAAAGAUGCAAUUGAUAAAAACGGAAAUAAUUGCUUACUUUUAUCAUCAGCUAAUGGACGUCUUGACAUCGUUAAAUAUUUAAUUGAAGCCGGUUUUGACAAGAACUGGCGUAACAAAACUAAUGGAAAUAAUCCUAUUCUUUAUGCUUCAUUAACUUGUCAACUUGAAAUAGUUAAAUAUCUUAUUUCAAUUGGGGCUGAUCCAAAUCAAAAAAAUAAUAAUGGAUGUUCAUCAAUUUAUGCUGCAUCACAAGAAGGCAAUCUUGAAAUCAUUACAUGUCUUAUUUCAUGCGGCGCCGAUCCAAAUGCAAAAAGCAAUAAUGAAUCUACACCAAUUAUUGUAGCAUCAAUUUCUGGUAACCUUGAAGUAAUUAAAUAUCUAAAAAGCAUAGGUUGCGAUGUAAAAUCAAAAAAUAAAGAUGGUAAUGAUUGUAUUCUCUUUUCAUCAUUGUAUGGUCAUCUUAAAGCAGUAAAAUAUCUCGUUUCACUUGGAGUCAAUCCGAAUGAGAAAAAUAAUGAAGGAUAUUCACCAAUUCAUGCUGCAUCACAGAAUGGUCGUCUUGAUGUAGUUAAAUAUCUUAUUUCAGUUGGAGUUAAUCCGAAUGAAAAAACUAAUGAUGGAUUUUCACCAAUAUUUGCUGCAUCGCAUAAUGGUCAUCUUGACGUAGUUAAGUAUCUUAUUUCAGUUAAGGCUAAUCCAAAUGAAAAAACUAAUGAUGGUUUUUCGCCCAUGACUACUUCAUCAAAUAAUAGUCAGCUUGACGUAGUUAAAUAUCUUUUUUCAAUUGGGGUUAAUCCAGAAGGAAAAGAUAAUAAUGGAUGCUCUCCAAUACAUGCUGCAUCAGAAAAUGGUCAUAUUGAUGUAGUUAAAUAUCUCAUUCAAUGCGGAGUCGAUAAGAAUGAUUUAAACAAUCAUAAUGAUACUUCACUUCAUUAUGCUGCAUCUUUUGGGCAUUUUGAUCUUGUUAAAUAUUUAGUUUCGAUUCGUGUCGAUUUAAAUCAUAAAGACAAUGAAGGAAAAACUCCACUUGAUUGUGCAAAAGAGAAGCAAAACGAAAAUGAAAAAUACAGAAAUAUAAUUGAAUUCCUAGUUCAAUCAGGCGCGAAAUAA
Trichomonas vaginalis G3 is the source of this 1782-nucleotide messenger RNA. RefSeq names its product spectrin binding. Gene Ontology annotation, molecular function: protein binding. The coding region runs from base 1 to 1782 and encodes 593 amino acids. Lineage: Eukaryota; Parabasalia; Trichomonadida; Trichomonadidae. The transcript has a single exon. The record is from RefSeq and is a predicted model, not a curated record.